AUGUCGGUGAGGUUGAGUGCUGGAGACCAGGCAAGGAAGACAAGGGUGGACCCAGAGAAGCUUAGCGCGUUCCGCACCCGACGCGUCUUUUCGAUGAGCAUCGCCAACUUGACGAUCUGCUAUCUGCAUCUCCCAACAUCCCAGCCAAAGGAAAAAGCCGCCAUGCCCGCUCAGAAGCAGAUCACGAAGCCAGAGGAGGCUGGCGAGUCUUCGACGUCCGCAGCCAAGAAGGCAUUGACUGCGGCGUCAAACGGCGUUCCUAAUUAUGAGCUUCCCUGGGUCGAAAAGUACCGCCCAGUCUUCCUUGACGACGUUGUCGGAAACACCGAGACGAUUGAUCGCCUAAAGAUCAUUGCAAAGGAGGGAAACAUGCCGCACGUCAUCAUCUCGGGCAUGCCUGGUAUCGGCAAGACUACCAGUGUGCUUUGCCUGGCGAGACAAUUGCUCGGAGACACAUACAAGGAGGCUGUAUUGGAGCUCAACGCCAGCGACGAGAGAGGAAUCGACGUCGUUCGCAACCGCAUCAAGGGCUUCGCGCAGAAGAAGGUCACCCUGCCCCAAGGCCGCCACAAGCUCGUCAUCCUCGACGAGGCCGACAGCAUGACAUCAGGCGCUCAGCAGGCCCUCCGCCGGACAAUGGAAAUCUACUCCAACACGACGCGCUUCGCCUUCGCCUGCAACCAGUCCAACAAGAUCAUCGAACCGCUGCAGUCACGAUGCGCCAUCCUCCGCUACGCCCGACUCACCGACGAGCAGGUCGUCAAGCGACUGCUGCAAAUCAUUGAAGCUGAAAAGGUGGAAUACAGCGACGACGGCCUCGCGGCACUCGUCUUCAGCGCCGAGGGCGACAUGCGUCAGGCCAUCAACAACCUGCAGUCGACGUUUGCCGGCUUCGGCUUCGUGUCGGGCGACAACGUCUUCAAGGUGGUGGACUCGCCGCACCCGAUCAAGGUCCAGGCGAUGCUCAAGGCGUGCUACGAGGGCAAUGUCGACUCGGCGCUCGAAUGCCUGCGGGAGCUCUGGGACCUGGGGUACUCGAGCCACGACAUCAUCAGCACCAUGUUCAAGGUCACCAAGACGAUCCCGACGCUGAGCGAGCAUUCCAAGCUCGAGUUCAUCAAGGAGAUUGGAUUCACGCACAUGAAGAUUCUGGAGGGCGUGCAGACGCUGCUGCAGCUGAGCGGCUGCGUUGCGAGGCUCUGCAAGCUCAACAUGGACCCCAAGAGGUUCGAGGCUCCCUCAAAAUGA
Colletotrichum lupini is the source of this 1248-nucleotide messenger RNA. RefSeq names its product replication factor C. The record is from RefSeq and is a predicted model, not a curated record. Bases 1 to 1248 code for a protein of 415 amino acids. Gene Ontology annotation, molecular function: ATP hydrolysis activity; DNA binding; DNA clamp loader activity. Gene Ontology annotation, cellular component: nucleus; Ctf18 RFC-like complex; DNA replication factor C complex. Gene Ontology annotation, biological process: DNA-templated DNA replication; DNA repair. The transcript has 4 exons. NCBI's taxonomy places the organism in Eukaryota, Fungi, Ascomycota, Sordariomycetes, Glomerellales, Glomerellaceae.